CGUACGUGUUGAUCAAAUGCGUAUCUAACUGAAUGAUUAUCACUAUUUAGGGAGCAUACGAUCGGAUUCGAUUGGUAGCGCCUAGCGGGAUAGUCUUAAAAAGGAGGCGGAACGCGGAACUGAGCCAUAACCAAACUUUUCUGGUUUUUUUCAGCCGUGAUAAGAUUGUAGUUACUGUAAUGUUUAUCAAGUCACUUGUGGGGAGUGCCUGCACUCUGAUAGGAGCAGCUACAGCGUUAAAGUUCGCACCUGUGGAAGUGAAGGCCCAGGCAGCAGCUCUCCUUCACAGCACGGUGAGGAAGUCCCACCUGGUCCAACAAGCCAACAUGAGGGUCGAACUUCUGCCAGCGCUCAGUGACAACUACAUGUACCUGCUGAUCGACGAAGACACCAGGGAAGCUGCCAUUGUUGACCCCGUGGAGCCUAUAAAGGUCGUGGAAGCUGUCAGAAAACACGGCGUUAAACUCACCACCGUUCUGACCACCCAUCACCACUGGGAUCAUGCAGGUGGAAAUGAGAAGAUGGUGAAGCUGAUGCCGGGGCUAAAGGUCUAUGGAGGAGAUGACAGAGUUGACGCUAUUACAAAGAAGGUUUCCCACUCCAACAGCUUUAAGCUUGGAUCACUCAAUGUGAAAUGCCUGUUCACGCCGUGUCACACAACAGGUCACAUCUGUUACUAUGUGACCAAAGAAAACAGCUCUGACCCACCUGCUGUUUUCACUGGUGACACGUUAUUUGUGGCUGGCUGUGGUAAAUUCUUCGAGGGUACAGCAGAGCAGAUGUACAAAGCCUUGAUAGAAAUUCUGGGACGUCUUCCUCCAGAAACGCGUGUUUACUGUGGCCACGAAUACACGGUCAGCAAUCUGAAAUUUGCACGCCAUGUUGAACCGGACAAUGAAGUCAUUCAGAAGAAGCUUGCAUGGGCAAAGGAGAAGUGCAACGACGGAGAGCCGACUAUCCCGUCCACUCUGGCAGAUGAAUUUACAUUUAAUCCCUUCAUGCGAGUAAAAGAGAAGUCGGUUCAAGACCAUGUGAAGCAGACGGAUCCGAUCGAAACCAUGAGGAGCCUUCGGAAAGAAAAAGACAACUUUCGGGUUCCUAAGGAGUAAAUUCUGUUUUUAAAUCUCUUUUUGAAGCACUGAAGGUUUUCCGUCACACUAAAGAAUAAUGAGCCAUUUAAAAUAGAUCCACUACAUUCAUCCCCUUUACUGAAUGUACCCACUUUUCUCACUUGAGAGCAGAUGUAUAAAAAGCUAUAAAGGUUUUCAUCAUGAUGUUAUAUCAGGUUUGUUCAGCUGAUGUUGAAGGGACUGGUUCGAAAAAUAUCUGGCUUUAAGAGAUGAAUAUUUUAAUUUGUAAAUGCUUGAAAAUAUGUUAAUAUAUUAAUGGUCUAAAAGUUUUCAUUUAGUGUUUUCAUUUUUACCCAUUUUACAAAAACAGAGCUGUGUAAGGAGCAAUCAUAUAUGUACACAAUCUUCAACAAGAUUGAAAUCCACCCACAGAAAUUAACAUUGUUUUUCUUUGUGUUUUUUUUUUAUUUUUAUUUUUUUUCGAUUGUCUCUUUGUGUCAGUGCUAUUAAAGCCUAAUUUCCGUAAAUGUACAAGAACUGCUUUUUAAUUUCUAGUUUUAACAAGACUGAUUGGUGUGUUAGCAUUACUGGUAAGAUAUCCUGAAUGUUUGUAAAGCACAAUCUAAAAAGAGCACUGCAUGAUGUUCUUUGCAAAAAGCAAUAAAAUACAUCUGUUGGAAGAAAGUCA
Messenger RNA from Fundulus heteroclitus (mummichog), 1758 nucleotides. RefSeq names its product hydroxyacylglutathione hydrolase, mitochondrial. Gene Ontology annotation, cellular component: mitochondrion. The record is from RefSeq and is a predicted model, not a curated record. Bases 180 to 1109 code for a protein of 309 amino acids. Lineage: Eukaryota; Metazoa; Chordata; Actinopteri; Cyprinodontiformes; Fundulidae. The transcript is spliced from 9 exons. Gene Ontology annotation, biological process: glutathione metabolic process. Gene Ontology annotation, molecular function: hydroxyacylglutathione hydrolase activity.